AAAAGAAAAAAUGUGUUGAUAACGAUAAUUCACUAAAGUAAAGUGUCUCAAUUCAAAAGCACCCUCGCAUUCAAACCAACAAUAAAAUUUCUUCAGUUAAUCAACCCCUAAGUUUUCUGUAACCAUCAUCGUCAUCUCCGUUAAUAAAAAGCUGAAGAAUUAGCCUUCGUUUGAAUCUCUUAUCCAUUUUCUGGUAUCGGGGUUUUGAUUCUAGGGUUUCGAGUACGGAGGCGAUGGCUCAGGCGACGGGGCGGAGCAGGGUGGUCGGAGACUACAUCGUCGGGAAGCAAAUCGGCGCUGGGUCGUUCUCGGUGGUGUGGCAUGGGAGGCACAAGGUGCACGGAACCGAAGUGGCGAUUAAGGAGAUCGCUACGCUUCGCCUCAACAAGAAGUUGCAGGAGAGCCUUAUGUCUGAGAUUUACAUCUUGAAGCAAAUUAAUCAUCCUAAUAUAAUCUGUUUGCACGAUAUCAUUCAGGUGCCUGGGAAGAUACAUCUUGUGUUAGAGUACUGUAAAGGGGGAGAUCUUUCUUUGUAUAUUCAACGCCAUGGAAGGGUACUUGAGGCAACUGCAAAGCAUUUUAUGCAGCAGUUGGCUGCUGGCCUUCAAGUUCUUCGGGAUAAUAACCUUAUUCAUCGAGACUUGAAACCACAGAACCUUCUUCUCUCCAGAAAUGAUGAGAAGUCAGUGCUGAAGAUUGCUGACUUUGGAUUUGCAAGAUCACUGCAACCUAGGGGCCUUGCAGAAACUUUGUGUGGUUCACCACUCUACAUGGCUCCAGAAAUCAUGCAACUGCAGAAGUAUGAUGCUAAGGCAGAUCUCUGGAGUGUUGGUGCAAUCUUAUUUCAGCUUGUUACUGGACGAACACCUUUUACUGGAAACAAUCAAAUACAGUUACUACAGAACAUUAUGAAAUCAACAGAAUUGAAGUUUCCAUCUGAUAAUGCAAGUCUGAGUUCUGAAUGCAAAGAUUUGUGCCACAAAUUGCUACGUCGUAAUCCAGUGGAACGUCUAACUUUUGAAGAAUUCUUUAACCAUCCAUUCCUUUCUCAGAAGCUAACAGAACAUGAAGAACCACUGAGGAAUAAAAGUUCUUCAAGGCUGGUUGGUGGGUUUCCUUCUACAGUGUCUGACCCUUUGAGACGAACCGAAGAAAAUUAUCAAGAAGAUUGCUUACCUUUCAUUUUAGAUGAUGAUUCUAGUGGCCCAGAGGGGAGCCCAUCCUUUUCAAGGAAGAAGUCCUUAAUGAAGUCUACUUAUGGAUUUGAUCUAAAUACUAAAUUAGAUAAAGCAGAGUCAGCAUCUCCUAUCUCUAAUAACAAAAAUUGUACUUCCAAAUAUGGUAGUAUAGCACAAAGAUCUGAAAACCCUACACAAAGAUUGGACAACCAUAAAAUUUCAGGAAGAAAUCUCACUGAUCCUCUGGAAUCUCCAGAACAGAUAUUUGCUAGCCCUUAUCCAAAAGAUUCACUAGAGAAUAUUGAUCAAGAAUAUGUUCUUGUGUCUGGCCCCCCUAUGGAUGCUUCAUCUUCUUCAGUGAGUGCUUCAAAGCUGAGCCAUUCUCCAUAUAAGUCAGGUAGUUUCCCCAAAGAGUCUUCUAAUACAAUCACUAGAUUAAGUGCUCCAAUGCCAAUAGUUGGUGUACCUGCCAGUAGCGUAUACCAAAUUGGAAGUUCAGGAAGUCAAGAUUCUGCUCCUGGAACUUCACAUGGAUCAAUGGAUACUGGUGAUGAACAGCCAUCAGCUCACUGCAUGACAAGGGUAAAAUCAUUACAACAGUGUGCAUCUGCCAUCAUGGAAUUAGUUAAUGAAAAGAUGGAUGCUGGAAAGCAUCUAGAAGCAUUUUCUAUUCAGCUUGUAAUUCUUGCAAUUUGGAAGCAAGCACUGCACAUAUGCCAUACGCGAGCUGCCUCAGCCAUGGAAGGAAGUCCAAAUCAAGAAACUUCCAGAUAUAGGAGGAGCACCAGCAAGAAGCAUGGUAGUCCUCAUUCAGAAGAAUGCCUUGAUGGAAACACCCUUGGGCCAAAGGAUAUAUUAUCUCAAAUUGAAAGUGAAUUUUUGAGGGAAUUUGAGCACGCUGAAGAACUUGCCAAGACCGUUGAGCCUGGAAACACAGAGAUGCCAGAUGCAAUGGAGACUAUUUUUCAAGCUGCCCUUGCUUUUGGGAGACAUGGGGGUGUGGAAGAGCUCAUGGGUGAAAUGGAAAGUGCAGCUGCUUUGUAUUCAAAAGCUGUCCGUCUGUUAGUUUUCCUUCUAGUGGAAGGACCAUCCCUUAUUCUUAAUCCUCCACUUUCACUGACAAACUCAGAUCGUUACAGGCUUCGGAGUUACAUUGAUAUUCUUAAUAACAGGCAAGGUUAUUCAAGGUCUCAGCGAAUUGCACUUCUGAAAUGUGAUGAUAGUCAAGGCCUUAAGGAAAAGUUUUAGCAGUGGUUAUUCAUCUCCCAUUUCACGCGAUGAAAUUAUUUAUUUGUACAGUUAUUCUUUGAUGGAGGGGAAAUUGGGGAUGCUGAUGGGAGUCAACCAGCACAAGAUAGGUUGUAAAAUUUAACAUUUCUGUGAUUAGAAUGAUGAUCAAAUGUGCAUUUGAUUAUGUAAGUUGUGUCAUUUGUCUCUUGAUCAGUUAUGAUGAGCAGAUGUGUUUGAAAUUGUUCGUUAUUUAUGUAUAAACUUAUUAGGUAAUGUGCAUAUAAUAACAAUAGUUAAAAUUUGAUCGGUGGC
Messenger RNA from Abrus precatorius (Indian licorice), 2720 nucleotides. RefSeq names its product serine/threonine-protein kinase ATG1c. Gene Ontology annotation, biological process: autophagy; peptidyl-serine phosphorylation. Gene Ontology annotation, cellular component: cytoplasm. Gene Ontology annotation, molecular function: protein serine/threonine kinase activity; ATP binding. NCBI's taxonomy places the organism in Eukaryota, Viridiplantae, Streptophyta, Magnoliopsida, Fabales, Fabaceae. The record is from RefSeq and is a predicted model, not a curated record. Bases 234 to 2426 code for a protein of 730 amino acids. The transcript has 13 exons.